Messenger RNA from Vespa velutina, 3384 nucleotides. Its product is annotated as trichohyalin-like. The record is from RefSeq and is a predicted model, not a curated record. The coding region runs from base 1157 to 2530 and encodes 457 amino acids. The transcript has a single exon. Lineage: Eukaryota; Metazoa; Arthropoda; Insecta; Hymenoptera; Vespidae.
UUUUUUCUAUUUUUUUAUCCUUUUUUCUUUUUUUAUAUAUAUAUAUAUUUUUUUUUGUUAUCUUUUUUUUUUCGAUUGGAUUUCGUAAUAACGUUCCAAGUGAUUCAAUAAUCGUUCGGUUCAGUGAAUUUGACCGAAAUUUUGCUCUCGCACGUGGUUUUCCUUUUUUGAAUACAUCUAUAUCUUGAUUACAUUAAUUUUACUGAAAUAAAAAGAAAAAAAAAAAAAAAAAAAAAAAAAAAAAAAAAAAAAAAACCGAAGGAGAACGAAACUCCCUUUGCCUCUUCGUGCCGUUCAACCCUCGAUAAAAAGGGGAAAAAAAAAAACGAUAAAAAAAGGAAAGAAAGAAAAGUACGCCACUAUAAAAUAGCCUUUGAAUAUUGCGCGAGUAAUAAUAAUUGCACCAUUUGUCAUCCAGUUUCACGGUUUUAACGAUCGUAUUUACCAAGAGAUACAGAUACCCAUGGGAAUAAUCGAUAAUUCUUUUUCAUUAAUGCAUUUUGGAUCCAUUUUGGAAUAUUGUAAAGGUGAUUGCGAAAUUCCAACGUGCAUUUGUUUUCAAAGUACAAUUCCAGCGAAAGAGAGAGAGAGAAAGAGAGAGAGAGAGAGAGAAAGAGAGAGAGGAAAAACUUCGAUUAUUAUCGUUUCAAUAUCGAAAUAUCGAAAAUAUCGAUUGGAUUAGCUAAUUAUUUGUAUACCCAAUGGUUUUAGUUGUUUUACCACCUGUGAAAUAACACAAUCGCAAGAGUUUUCUCCGGUUGAUAGGGAAACAUUCGUGGUAGCGUUAAAAAAGAAAGGGAUUAAAACGAACACGUAGCUGGAAAAACAGAACGGUGGUUGAUUCCCUUUCUCUCAUCCUCUUGUUGGCGAAAAAGAGAUAAAUGAGAGAUUGAAAGAGAGAGAGAGAGAGAGAGAGAGAGAGAGAGAGAGAGAAACGAGGAAAAAAGAAAGGGAUGAAGAGAAACGCAAACGAGGAAUUUCGGGGGUGGGAAAGGGAGGUUGGGAGGGUGAGAGAGAGAGAGAGAGGGAGAGAGAGGGAAAGCGUUACAAACGAGCCGUACACCGUCGAUGGACUCUUUAGCGCGUCGACGACUGUGCAAACAUUGAUAAUUACACCGGCAAUUAAUUCCGAUGCGGUUGAUUCGAAUUUACAGGAAUGGCGACAUACGAGGAAAGCGUGAACGUACGUAGAGAGAAGUUACGGGAUCUGAUAUCGAGAGAGCAGAGAGAGUUGACGCGGGAAAUUGUCGAGCAAGCUCAACACGGCGAGGAUACGAGGAUGGAGGAAAUGAAGGAGGAAACGGAACGACUGAGGAAGCAACAAGAGGAACACCGUUUGGCAUUGCUAGCAUCUAAACGAAUGCAACAGUACAUUGCACGUUGUCCCGAAGUGAGGAACGAGUUAACGAAGAGAAGCACGAAAGAAGUGAAGAUAUGUAACUUAGUUCAAAUGGCCGAGAACAAGGCAAAGAGAGAGCUCGAGGAUGAAUUGGAGAGGCUUUGGCACGAGUUGAUGUUGAGAGAGGUAAAGGCAAAAGAGGAUAGAGAGGUCGAGGAAGCGAAAAAGCGUCUACAUCUGAAAAGGGAAUCUUUGAAGACUUUGGCCAAACAGUUGGCCGGUAAGUUGGCCUCGGAGGAAGAAGUGAAACGAGUUAAGAAAGAGGAAAGGGAAUAUCUCGAAGGAUUAUGGGAAAACGUUAGAAAAGAGGAGAGGAUGAAAUUGGAUGCGGAAAAGAAGAAGCGAGAAACAUUGAGAAUGGAAUUAGAGGAACAGGCGACGAGAGCUAAAAGAAUUUUGGUUGAACGUGCGAGAGAGGAGAUUAAAAUCGAUGAGGCCUUGAACGAUCUUGCGAAGGAAGAAUUGGAGAAAGAGAAGGCCGCCAUCAAGGAAACUUCGGCGGUAUUGCGCCGAGAACUUCUCGCUUACUUGAAGUAUCUCGAAGAGUUGCGCGAGGAGGAAGCCAGGAGGAAUUUAGAAGUGGACAGGAUAGUAGAAGAAUCGAUGAAGGACGCUCAGACGAGAAGAGAUCUUGCGGUUAAGAGAUUCAAGGAGAUGCGAGAACGAAAUCUACGCGAGGUCCUUCUUUGUAGGGAGGAACAAUUGAGGAGAAAGAGGGAGAUGGAGGAGAGGAAUAAACGAUUGCUCGAGGAAGAGAAAAUCAUUAUGGAGAAAGAGAUCGAGACUAAUGCGAGAUUGUGCGCGAUUGCUAAAGAGGAAGAGAAAAGGAAGAUGAUAUCUUAUGGGAAGGAAUUGACGGAGCAAAGGAAAUACGUCGAGGUUAUGCGCGCUAGGGAACGUGAGGAGGAUGAGAGGAUCUAUCAGGAAGGGCUUAAGAGGGAGAACGAAUAUCGAAAGUUAACCGAGGAACUGUUGAACGCCUCGGAAAACGUCACGCCGCAUCCGUUCAAGUUACUCCUAAGAGAAUACGACGCUCGUCUCGCUGCCGAGAAACAAGGCCUCUGUUAUUGCCCUCCUCCUUUACCACCCAUCUUACCACCAAUGCAAACCACCGAACCAUCGACAAAGUAAUUUUUCUAAUGACUCUCAAAGCGUCCUCCCUCUUUUCCCUUUCGUGCUUUGCACUUUUACGAUGAUACUAUCGUUGUUUCCUUUCUCCACCCAACCACCUCUACUUCACCCGUACUCCCCGCCCCCUCCCCCCACACCGCCGCCGUCCUCUUUGCCAUUUGCCACGAUGCAACCAACGAAUUACGCGAUAAAGCGAUGUAAUUUUAGUCUUUUAUUACACCCCUGUCUCUCUUUGUCCCUUUCUUUCGACUCUCUAGGAGCAUUCUUUUAUACCGCGAAAGGAGUUCCUUCUAACGAGGGAUAAUACGUCUACCUGAUCGCGUCACUGGAAUUCCUAUUUUGCCAGACCAAUGGAAUUCCUCGUUCUCUCUUUACAUUUGUUUAUUUUUUCUUUCUUUUUUUUUUCUUUUGUUUUUUUUCCCCCCUUUUUCCUUUUUUCUCUUUCUUAUUUUUAUUUUUUUAUUUUUUAUUUUCGAACAACAAAUUUCGACUCGUCUCGUACGAUUUUCUCUCGUACGAAAAAAGGAAAACAAUAUGUAUAAUAAAAAAAAAAAAAAAAAAAAAAAAAAAAAAAAGAGAAAAAAAAGAAAAAAAAAGAAUAAAGAAAAAAAGAAUCGGAACAUUUGGCGCGCCCGUAUAUGUAUAUCCGGUACUCUCGUAUAAUUUAUACUAUUUCGUAUUCGUGCAAAAAAAAAAAAAAAAAAAAAAAAAAAAUAGAAAAAAAAUUUCAUUUUAAAAACGAACCUUUGGAAAAAUCUGUGCUCCAACACGUUUUCGAAUGUGUCAUCGAAAUAAAUAUUAAUAAAAUUUGGAAAAACGUCGAUCUCUCAUACGUUCCCAGUAUCGUUCCCUAU